AUGGGGUGUAUACGCCGUUGGGCACGCCGCAUAGAGCGCUCCUGUUGCACGUGUGCCAAGUACUUUCCGCUUGUCUUCGUCUACGGCCUGACCUCGUGGGCUGCUUAUGUGCUGGUGGUGCUCUGCUCGAGACCGUCGAAGGUGUCCUGGCUGGGGACCCCCGCAGGCACCUUUGGCGUUGCCCUCUACUUGCUCCUCAACUGGUGCUACACGACCGCCGUCUUCACACCCCCCGGCAGCACCACCAACGACCAUGGCUACAGCACGCUCCCGAUGCACGCCAUGCCGUCAGCCACAUCGUUCACCGCCAAGUCCAACGGCGAGCUGCGCUUCUGCAAAAAGUGCCAGGCCCGCAAGCCCGACCGCGCACACCACUGCUCGACCUGCCGCCGCUGCGUGCUCAAGAUGGACCACCACUGCCCGUGGCUGGCCACCUGCGUCGGCCUGCGCAACCACAAGGCCUUCUUGCUCUUCCUCAUCUAUACCUCCCUCUACUGCAUCUACUGCUUCGCCGCGUCCGGAGCCUGGGUGUGGGUCGAGAUCUUCGAGACCAACACAGGCCCCACAGAGAGCCUCAUGCCUGUUAACUACAUCAUGCUGAGCAUCGUCUCCGGCAUCAUCGGGAUCGUUAUCAGCGUCUUUUGCGGCUGGCACAUCUACCUCGCCUCCAAGGGCCAGACCACCAUCGAGUGCCUCGAAAAGACCCGCUACCUCUCCCCGCUACGCCGCUCCAUGCACCAGACCUACAUCAACCAACACACCCCAGGACAGGGCGUCAACCUGCCAUCAUACGGCCAGCAGCUCCUCGACCUCCACCAAAACGCCAUCCCAGGGGUCACUCGCCCCGAAGAAGGCGAGGAACUCCGCCCGGAACCCUCACAUACCCCGCGAACCCACGAUUUCGAGAUCGACAACGCACCAGGGGGCAGCACCGUCGGCCCCGCGCUCCAAGCCGGCUCGCGCCGCUUCACUCCGUCCGAAAUGGAACGCAACCGCGCCCGCCAGCGCUACGAGGAGUAUCUCGACGAGCAGGACUCGACGCGUUUGCCCAACGCCUUUGACCUUGGCGCGCGCCGUAACCUGUUGCAUCUGUUUGGGCACAACGCGUGGCUCUGGCCCGUCCCGAUCUGCACCACCACAGGCGACGGCUGGAGCUGGGAACCGAACCCGCGCUGGGUGGAAGCGCGCGAGCGGCUGGCGCGGGACCGUGCAGCGCAGGCUGAGAGGGAGAGGGCGGCGGGAUGGGGUGGAGGUGGGGAUGAUGAGGACGAGGACGAUGAUGUGCCCGAUAGCCAGGCUUUGUUGGGCGGUGGUAGCGGCGUUCGUGGGGGGGCCGGUCGACACUAUCUACAGUCACAACCGCCUCGUUCGGUCCCACUGAACCGUACCUCGUCCCCGCUGGGUUCGUCUGGUCUAGCGGGGAGUGGUGGGACUGGUGCUGGACGGAGGGCACCGAGCAAGGCAGACCGGAUUCUGGGGCGGGAUCCGAAUACGUAUUCGGAUAGUCGACCUGGUGGGGGGAGUGGUGCUGGGGAAUCGGUAUCGCUGAGGAGGUUGAAUCCGGCGACAGGGAAGACGAUUGAGGAGGAGUUGGAGGAGAUUGAUCGGGAGGAGGAAGAGGAGGAGGAGGAACGGGCGCGGUUGGCGUCGGUAUCGAAAGCACAAUCACAGCCGCCAUUACAGCCUCAACAGCGACAACAACAACAAUCCCAACAACAAAAGCCGCCCCAAACUCAAUCCCAAUCCCAACAACAACCAACUCCACCUAAAGCGAAAACAACACAACCCUCACAACAACAACAACAACAACAACAACAACAACAACAACAACAACAACGUCAACCCCCCCUCCACCGCACAACCAACCUAAAUCUAUCCGUCACUUCCAACCCCCGCUGGGGCCGCUCUCCUAGUCCCGGAUCGGCCGCAAGCGCCUUGUUACGCGGGCCUGUGUCGCCUGCUUUGUCGUCGCCUGGUGGGGUGCGGUCGCCUGUUGUGGGUGCUGUGGGGGCUGGGAAUGUGGUGAGGGGGAAGAGUCCUGCUAGGGAUGGGAAGGGGGUGGAUAGUAAUGGGGGGGAUGAGGAGGAGGAGGAGGGUGAGGAGGAUGGGGAUGAGAGCGAGGAGGAGGGGGAGGAUGAUGAUGAAGAUGAGGAGGAUGAGGAUGGGGUUGAUUGA
Molecule: messenger RNA, 2175 nt
Organism: Dichotomopilus funicola
Lineage: Eukaryota; Fungi; Ascomycota; Sordariomycetes; Sordariales; Chaetomiaceae
Product: DHHC palmitoyltransferase-domain-containing protein
Exons: 2
Coding region: 1-2175 (724 amino acids)
Molecular function (GO): palmitoyltransferase activity
Source: RefSeq, a predicted model, not a curated record